Molecule: messenger RNA, 839 nt
Organism: Salvelinus namaycush (lake trout)
Lineage: Eukaryota; Metazoa; Chordata; Actinopteri; Salmoniformes; Salmonidae
Product: glutaredoxin domain-containing cysteine-rich protein 2
Exons: 3
Coding region: 1-771 (256 amino acids)
Biological process (GO): sensory perception of sound
Source: RefSeq, a predicted model, not a curated record
AUGGAGGAGCUCCAGAGGAAACUGGACAAGAGGUAUGACAGCGAUCAGCUGUAUGACAGCAAACCCAGAAAGGUGAGGUUCAAGCUGGCCUCGUCGGUCAGCGGCAGAGUGCUGAAGCAUGUGUACGAGGAUGGCCAGGAGCUGGACAGCCCAGAGGAGAAAUACCCCCAUAGCUUCCACAGCCACAAGAUGCCCAGACACCUGGAGAUGGAGCAGCUCUGUGGCUUCCAGGACAUGCAGGACCAGGGUCUGUACCCCCCUACCGGACUGAUGGCCCAGAGGAUCAACGUCUACAGGGGGGGGGCUAACUACAGACCCUCUGCCCACAGCGAUACACCGGAGGGAGUCCCCAAUUCUUCAGUAUUGGACUUCGGAAAGAUAAUAAUCUACACCAGCAAUCUGCGGAUCAUCCGGGCCCCUCGGAGGGAAAAAGGAACGGGGCGACAUCCUCAGACCCCGGGGGGAGUGGACGAGUACUCACAGGGGCGUAUCAGAGGGGGCAAGAGGAGGCCCAACGCCCUCUGUGCUCACGGGGAGGAGCAGAGCACACAUCCACAGGACGGGGAGGAGCAGAGCACCCAUCGACAGGACGGGCAGGAUGCAGUGUCUGACUGCCAGCAUUGUGGAGGUUCGGGCAGUGCCCCCUGCUCUCUAUGCCAUGGCAGUAAGCUGUCCAUGCUGGCCAACCGCUUCAAUGAGUCUAUCAGUGUGCUGCGAUGCCAGGCCUGCUACCCUGAUGGACUGGAGAGGUGCCAGUCCUGUUCCAAAUAACACCAACCACUGGCUGUGUGUGUGCCCAUUGUCUCUCCUGAUGUAAUAGCACUGUAAUAUAAAAUGGU